AUGAAUUUUUUUGUUUUAUUUCCAUUUUUGUUAAUUAAUUUUUGUUAUUUCACAAACGCCGAAAAAGUUCCAAUUCCAAAAUGCGACAGUACUAUGGAAGCUGAUUACGAAAAAGACUGCAAAUGUCUAGAAACUGAUUUUCCUGCAUGUCUAAAAGCAUUAGUAGCUGCAGGAACGUGUACAAAAGAAAAUUACCCAACAAAUCCUAUUGAAAAACCGUGCUCUAAAAUGUAUUCUAAAUGUUCUUCAGCGAAAAAUGAUUGUGAAGCUGGUAUCUGCUCGUGCUUUGACUCGGUUGUUGAUUGCUUGGUCCAAAAUAAAUGUGCACCUAUAAAGUCAUCAGCUAAACGCGUUCGAGCAUCUGAUACAACUUUUGGUUUUAACAGAUUAUUCGAUUUGCAUUUUGAAAAAUUAAAUUAA
This is a messenger RNA of Meloidogyne enterolobii, 420 nucleotides long. The record is from the annotation of a GenBank genome assembly. NCBI's taxonomy places the organism in Eukaryota, Metazoa, Nematoda, Chromadorea, Rhabditida, Meloidogynidae.